Molecule: messenger RNA, 689 nt
Organism: Branchiostoma floridae (Florida lancelet)
Lineage: Eukaryota; Metazoa; Chordata; Leptocardii; Amphioxiformes; Branchiostomatidae
Product: hydroxysteroid 11-beta-dehydrogenase 1-like protein A
Exons: 5
Coding region: 114-689 (191 amino acids)
Source: RefSeq, a predicted model, not a curated record
CUUAGGCUAAACUCUACAACCAUCCUGGGAUCUUGGGAACGAGACGCGGAAGUGCCCCUGCGUGUGUGUACUGUCCUGUCGAGUCUGUUCUUGUCCCCGUCUACUAUCCUACCAUGUCUCGUCUAGCGUGGGCCGGUCUUGUGGUCGUGUUGGCUGCUGUGGGGACCGGGGUCUACUGGAGCUACGAUGGCUUCGAUCCAGAGACAAUACGCGGUGCAACAGUUGUCAUCACGGGCUGCAGUACCGGCAUCGGCGAAGAGAUGGCGUACCAGUACGCCCGGCUGGGAGCAAAGAUCCUCAUCACAGCCAGGAGGGAGAACAGGCUGAAGGAGGUCGUGGCGAAGGCUAUGUCCCUGGGAGCCCAGGAGGCGCACUACGUGGCCGGGGACAUGGGGAAGGCGGAGGACUGUGAGAGAACCAUUCAAACAGCCAAAGAGAAAUUCGGACGUCUUGACUACUUAGUCCUUAACCACGACGGGUCAAGUGUCAAGAAUAUUCACGAGUUCUUCGGGACAAAGUCUUGGGAUGAGGACCCUGAUAUGGACUUCUUCGUGGACUACUUGAACAUCAACGUUGUUGGUUACGUGCGGCUGGCCUCGCUGGCCCUGCCUCUGCUGAAGGAGAGUAAAGGACACCUCAUUGUCGUCAAUGCUCUUAAUGGUCGUUGCCCUAUGUACACUGCAUAUUAG